UCUGGUUGAGAAUCACUGUAACAUCUUCUGCUGCGCGUCAAUGCCCGAACUGUCAAGAUCGUUCGACCACCAUCCGCUACCACCUACGAUAAGCUUGUUUAGCACGCAAGAUAUUACUUUUUCAUGAGAUAAAUUUGUGUAUAACAUCUUGUGACGCAUCGUAAAUACUAGUGCCGCGCGAUUAGUCAGCGCCAACCACUGACUAGCGCGGUACAUACUUUCGGAGCUGACGGACUAACGUCGUACUCGGGUGCAAAUGACUACAUGUCAAAGCCAGUGAGCAGUGUACUUUGAGUAUAUUUUUUUCUACCGGUGGAGUAAGAUUUUGCUCCGAACGAUUGAAAAAUGUUGGCUCUCAUCAAUCGGAUCCUGGACUGGUUUAAAUCCCUCUUCUGGAAAGAGGAAAUGGAACUUACUCUUGUCGGCUUGCAAUACAGUGGAAAAACCACCUUCGUAAAUGUUAUAGCGUCAGGACAGUUUAGCGAGGAUAUGAUUCCCACAGUUGGGUUUAACAUGCGUAAAAUUACAAAAGGCAAUGUCACUAUAAAGGUAUGGGACAUUGGAGGCCAACCAAGGUUUAGAUCUAUGUGGGAAAGAUAUUGCAGAGGAGUAAAUGCAAUAGUAUAUAUGGUAGAUGCAGCUGAUGCUGAGAAAAUAGAAGCAAGUCGCAAUGAGUUACACAAUUUGUUAGAUAAACCACAGCUCUCUGGUAUACCAGUGCUGGUUCUUGGCAACAAAAGGGAUUUACCCCAUGCUCUUGAUGAGAAUGGGCUUAUAGAAAGAAUGAAUCUAUCAGCCAUUCAAGACCGUGAAAUCUGUUGCUAUAGCAUUUCAUGCAAAGAAAAAGACAAUAUUGAUAUAACAUUGCAGUGGCUUAUAGCACAUUCUAGAAGUGGUGUUCGCUAAUACGCAUAACAAGUUUUACAUUCUCGUACAUUCUUAUCAAAAAGCCCAAGACAUUGAUAGCAGAAUGGGGAUCAAAUGUGCAAGGGAGUGUUCAGCAAUGAUUUUAUUCUGAAUUGAUUGAUUGAUUUAUUAAUUACUGUAGAAAAUUUUUUUAAAUCUGAGCUUUAGCCGUUCUUCGUUCAAAAUGUAUAAAACUCAUAGAAAAUUUAAUGAAAAACAAAAAAAAUUAUACUUAAACCAAAUACGCUCAUAUAAAUGAUAAUGAGACACAUACAUUCUUCGAGCACCUUAGGAAUAAGUAAAAAUUUUUUAUAUUGUGUUUUUAGCUGAUCAGUUAAGUAACAGUACUGUUGUUCUAUCCUAAAACCAUCGAGAAAAAAUAAAUAUAACAUUUAAAAGUUAACGUAGAGACGAUGGUAGCUAGUAUGAAAUACAAACGCAAAAUAUCAAUUAUCAUAUAGUACACACUUUCAGAAUGAUUUAAUUAAGAUUAAUUCAUCACGGCAUAGAGAUUACAAAUAAUUGAUUGCUAUAUGUACACAAAUAUGAUGCUAAGUAAACUUGUAUAAUUAAUGGAGAAUUAUUAACAAUAUUAUACCAAUUUAUUAUGAUCCUUAAAAUAUGACAGUUGUGUUAUGUAUAUACACGUAUAUAUAUGAAGAGGAAUAAAAUGAUGUAAUCCAUUUUUUAAAUGGAAUGGCUUACCUUUACAAAAAGUUUUUACUAUCGUUAUAAAAAUAAGAAUAAUCAAAUACUUUACGUCUUUAAGUUGACAACAUUAAGCAGAAAAUUUUGAAUCAUUUUAUGAUAUUAUAUAUAGAAAUUUCAUUGGUUGAUACUUGUGACGUCACAGCAUAAUCGAUUUCACCAUGUCGAGAAUCGAUUCAUUCCCGCAGGUUGAUUUGUGCAGUACGCAGUACGACCUACAUAAAGCUAGCCGGAAGGAAUAAUAAAAUAUGAUUAUUUUUAAUUUUUCUUAGUGUAUUUCGUUUGUAAAUCGUUUGUGAUUAAUUGUGAGUCUAUUUUUAACGUGUGUGAGAAAUCAGUUCUUUUGUAAUUAGCAAUUUUAUUUCAAUUAUGAUGUGAGCCGAAGCUUUUUAGCAAUUUUUUAUAAUAAACAGAUUUUGCGAUAACUGUAAUUGAUUGGAAAUCGUUUGUGAUUUACAAAUAUAUCAUUUUCAUUGUUUGUGAGUGAAUAAUUUCUUAAUUAUCGAGAAGUUUGUUUUAUAAUAAAUAAUUGUAGUGCGCAUGCGCAAAAUAUACUCAGGACUCUUGCCAACAGAGAGCGAAUCGGCGCGUUACGUAUAGCGGAAACCGUUUAAAUUUUCUAUGUUUCAUAUUCUAUGGGUAAAAGUUCUUUUAAUUUUAUGGAGCAACUGUUAUUAUGCUGAAGAUCUUUUAUAAUAAAAUAACAAAAAUAAGAAGAUAAAUGAUUUCAUAUAUUUUUAUAUAUUAUAUAUUAUUUAUAAAUAUUGUAAAUCGAGUUCCUUUUCUUUCUCUUAUUCCUUCCGGCUAGCUUCAUGCAGUGACUAUAGAUAGUGACUAUCUAUAGUCACUGCUUCAUGUAGGUCGCAGUACGAUACAGUAUAAACUUGACAAGAGUUUUUUUGUGUCAAAAAGCAGUAUAAGUAACAAAAUAUUUAUUUAAACAUUUAACAUGCCAUCGGCAAACGAUGAGGAUCCUUAUGCACAUGUAGCAAAAGGACCCUUAAAGCUAAAAAGUGAUCAAUGUGUAAGCAAAAAG
This is a messenger RNA of Osmia bicornis bicornis, 2650 nucleotides long. It is a transcript of the gene Arl8, whose product is annotated as ADP-ribosylation factor-like protein 8B-A. The transcript has 3 exons. Lineage: Eukaryota; Metazoa; Arthropoda; Insecta; Hymenoptera; Megachilidae. The coding region runs from base 346 to 906 and encodes 186 amino acids. Gene Ontology annotation, molecular function: GTPase activity; GTP binding. The record is from RefSeq and is a predicted model, not a curated record. Gene Ontology annotation, biological process: protein transport; anterograde axonal transport. Gene Ontology annotation, cellular component: lysosomal membrane.